CCGCAAGACCCAGUCACUCACAGGAAUUUCGUUACACUGCAAAAAAAGCUGCUGCGGAGCUGUCCAUGUCGUUUUGAGUUGGCCGUAAGAGCUUAAAUGCUGCAGCCAUGGGUGUUCGGAAGGUCUUAUACUACCUCACCGUUUUUGCGACGCUCGCCGGUUCACACGCACAGUGCGAUAAUGUGCUGCUGCCCAAUGUGGGAAGCUUAUCACAGUGCCUCGACAGAAGGCUAGGCGAGUGCGGCACGAAUACGGAAACGCUGGAAGAGGACUUGACACAGUUUUUCCACUGCAUGUUUGACGAGUUGCCCCGGAUCACUGACCCCUCCGCAGCGUUGUUCAACCUCGUGGAUCUCUACCAAGCCGUGCUCUCUGAGCUAGAACUGCCGGUCAACGUGACUUCCGUGGCUACGCUUCUGUGCUAUCGCCUCAAUUUCUCCCUGGAGGCCUGCGCCCAGCCGGCCGUGUCGGGAGACGCUCGCUGCGGCUCUCUCCUGAGUGUAUUCUUCCCUGCAUCGUUCGCAGUUCGACAGGGUUGCACCUGA
Molecule: messenger RNA, 545 nt
Organism: Rhipicephalus sanguineus (brown dog tick)
Lineage: Eukaryota; Metazoa; Arthropoda; Arachnida; Ixodida; Ixodidae
Exons: 7
Coding region: 108-545 (145 amino acids)
Source: RefSeq, a predicted model, not a curated record